AUGGGCCACCAGCAAGUAAAACCAACAAGAAGCCUUCAAAAGAUGCAACAUAUAGUAAAUUUCUUCUUUAGUGCUUUUACUCCUAUACUCGCGUCGUUACAUUGUCUGUUGGCAUUUUCGGUAGCAUUGACAGUUCCAGCAUCUAGAAGAAAUAUAGAAUUACAGUACAAGGAGUUGCGCGGAUUGGCUUCAAAUCAUGAAGAAAUGAAUUUCUCUUACGAAGAUCUUGUUAAUUAUGUUAAAAUGCAUUGGAUGAUGGCAGAAAAAGGUGACCCCCAAUUUGCGAUAGCUUGUUCACAGAUUUCUUUUUCUUUUGGGGCUAUAUGUUCAGCUUUUGCCAUCGGUGCCAUCUCUUCGCUUAUAUCUCCAUACUUUCCUCACGCGGGAUCAUCCGAUUAUAAGUGGUCAAUCAAGAUUAUUAUUUAUGUACAACAAGUUGGGGUUUUUCUAGGCUGUUUAGCACCAAUAUCUAGAUGUUUUUCCGUUACCAGUUAUGUCAAGCCUUCUAAGAAAUGGAGCAAGAACCAUCUAAACGUCUUCAAAGUUGAAAAACAAUGGAUAGAAAGACUUGAGCAAUGGAAACGCAUCCACGUCCGUUCUCAUAUCCCAGGGCGCCAUUGCAAAAAGGUUUUCCACCUGGUCAAAAACAUGAUUUUGAACAUUUGUAUUGCACUACAGAUCGUGGCUGCAGUUAUAUGUAAAACGUUUUGUCUUGUUCCUAGAUGUUUCCUGAUCUUAUUCUUUUAUUGUUGGUAUCUCUGCAAAUUAUUAUUGAAAAGGUUUAAAUGGGGGUCAAAAAAUGACUACGUAAGUGAAGAAGAGGUGGAAAAAGCCAAGUAUGUUAUGCUAGCUGAAGAAGAGGCGAACCUUUCAGAGAGAAUAUUGACAAAUAUGCUUCAAUCUAUAACUAAGCUUAUUAAAGUAUCUGCAGAGAAGGAGCCGAAAAAUCUUAUGAAGCUUCUAGAUAAAUCUACAGGAUUCAAUGGAGUAAUAAAGUUCGACAAUGAUGAAGUCCCUCCUCUAUAUCCUGAAGAAGUCCAGAAUUGUUGGAGCCUAGUAGCGGUAACGUUAAUGACUAUUGCAAUCGCACUUCCUAACAUUUCAAAUAGCCAUGUCAAAGAAUUACUUGCUAGUAUGCGGGAAGGACUCCAAAUUGUAAGAAAUAUUGAAGAAACCCUCAAUGAAAAUGCUGACUUCGUAGGUGCGAGAAAAGCAGCUAGACGUUUGUGGAAAGACGUUGAGUUAUACAACAAGUGGCUACAUAUUGAUCUUCAACAGAAGUUUAGCAAGUCAAAAUCAACAAAGAAGAUUCUUCAAUGGUUGGGUGAUGAAGCAGUCAAAAAUGUGAUAGAUUUCAAGAGCUGCAAAAAAGGAAGUUUGAAUCGCUCGGUUCAUAAUUUUAUUGCUUCUAGUUCCAUGUAUAGAAUUAGUCAAACCAUACUACUUCACUGCAAUAAGCAAGAUAAUUGGCCAAAUGAUGGAGAACUUUUUGAGUGGAUGUCAACAAUGAUUGCAGAUGUGUUAUGUGCUUGCUUUACUAACUUACCACGUGUCAUAAAAAUGAAGUGUCAUCACGAUGCAACAGAGAAAAGGGGGGACACCAUUCAGAUUGCUGCGCAGCUUCUUGGUAAAUGA
This is a messenger RNA of Erigeron canadensis, 1635 nucleotides long. RefSeq lists its product as uncharacterized. Bases 1 to 1635 code for a protein of 544 amino acids. Lineage: Eukaryota; Viridiplantae; Streptophyta; Magnoliopsida; Asterales; Asteraceae. The transcript has a single exon. The record is from RefSeq and is a predicted model, not a curated record.